AUGUCUCAACUGAAAGUAAAAUUCAACUGGAAUCUGCGCUCGUCGAAGUGUAAAGAAAAGACUGACAUAAAACAGAGCAGGACGUGUACGUAUGUGAAGCAUCUCAAGGAAUCAAAUGUUGGAAAAUAUUAUGAACUGAAAAAGAAAGAUGCUGACCGUAAACGUGAGGCAUAUGUGCCUGCUGAUUCCUUAUCAGAUUUGGAGCUGGAGCAGCAACGGAAAAAGUGGGCUAAACAAAAGAAGGAACAGCGAGAAAAACAGAAACGAAAACGUGAGGAUGAACUCUCUCAAGUUGUAGAAAGCAUUCAGGAUGAGCCUCCAAAGAAACGGUUUAAGGAUUUGAAUACUGAAGAAAGGAAAGCUUACUUUCGCGAAAAAAUGGCGGAAAAGCGCAAGAAGACUUCCAAGCAGAAAGAAAUGGUGGUGCGUAGAAAAGACAGGGCUACGAAAAAAGCUUCUUGUGCUGGUGAGCAAAAUGAUGUUCCUUCCAGUUCCACUCCCUUGAAUUCAGAAGGAAGUCCUAAACCAAGUAGUAGUAGAACCACACUGUUCAGAGCAAAAAAGAAAAUACUCCUGCAUAUGCCGAAAACGCCCAAAUCCUACAGUCGUGUUUGCCAUGACCUUCUGCGCAGUGGGCCAGCCAACAACCAAGCUAAAAAAAAACUUGCUUUCCCUGAAGUAAUGAAAGAGAAUGUCAAGAAAGUCAGAACAAGACCAACGAACAAGAAUCGGGCAUUUCUAUAUCAACUGGGGAAAUGCGUCACCUGGAAGUAUGGGCGAAGAUCACUAGGUCUUUCAUGGAGAACUUGGAAAGCCGUCAAAGCAGAAAAAGAUGUUAAGAAGAUGCAUCGGAGAGGAAAGGUAAUACCACAAGCCACCAAAGAACUAGUCCAAGAUUUCUGGUGGUCUUCGGACAUUUCACGCCAACUUCCACUGAAGAAAAGAGUCAAAAAGAACCAGGCAGCUUUUCUCUUUGAAAUGAGCUAUAUGCAGGCCUACUUGAAAUUCCGAUCCGCGAAUCCAACAGUGAGGAUUGGCUAUGUGAAGUUCGUGGCACUCAAACCAUGGAAUGUUCGGAGAAUGGGGGCAUUGGAAAGGGUGGUGUGUUGCUGUCAGAAAUGCCAAAAUAUAAAGCUGAAAAUACGUGCUUUGAACCAGGCUGCGACUGCAACAGGGCAUAGAGAAGCGAAGAUUCAAGAAGAUGACCUCGCUCAAAUUUCAAAGAUUACCCUCUGCAAGGAGAGUGACUCUAAUCGACCAGCAGCAAAAUGCAUCAAUCGGGAGUGUACUGUGUGUGGUGUCAAGAAGAUUUCUGAACACUUCAGGGAAAUGAAGACAAACAACGGAAAUAAAACCGUCAAGUAUGAAAUUUGGUUGCGUGUCAAAAAAACGAAGGAUGUGAAAGGGGUUAAGAAGGAAAUAACAGUGACUGAGCCAGUGACAAAAGAAGCCACCGUUGGAGAGUUGAUUGAUCUGCUUGAGCAAGGCAUGGUAGAGAUCAGUGCACAUCUAUUUCGAGCAGCCUGGCAACAAAAGUAUUUAAAGAAGGCCAAGACCGAGAUGAAACCUCAUUCUGCCGUGGUUGUCAUCGAUUUUGCAGAAAAUUAUUCGUGCACCAACCAAGACGAAGUGCAAAGUGGUCAUUGGGGCGACAAGCCACAAGCUACAAUUCACCCGGUGAUGGCGUUCAUAAACAAGGGAAAUGAUCAUGGGCCAUUCACCCACAAGGCAGCACUAAUUUUCAUCUCAGACGAGAAGAAGCAUGAUGCCGACGCCGUUGCAACCUACAUGUCUAUUGCGUACCCAUAUCUUCGAAAAGAAUAUGGUGUAACACAUGUUGAGGAGUUUUCUGACUGCUGCGCUGCGCAAUACAGGUGUGGCAAGAGUUUUGCUGACUUUUCUUUUUACGAACAUGAUUUUGCUGUUAGUGUUCAGCACAACUACUUUGAGAGUUCACACGGAAAGUCGUCAGCUGAUGGCUUAGGUGCGGUGGUAAAGCACAGGGCUACGGUGGCUGUUACAAGACGGCAGGCUACCAUCAGGAAUGCCGAAGAGCUGUAUCAGUUCUGUGUUACAAAUUUUUCGGAUGUUGGGCAGUCAUGUUUCCCAGCUGAGAGGAAAAAGUACACAAGUUCGGCUCGAAAGUUCUUCUAUGUGAAAAAGGAGGAUAUAGAACAUCAGAGACCAUCACGUGCUGUCAAAUCUGUUCCCGGAACAAUGAAAAUUCACUGCCUGAAGCCAACUGGUCAGCCAUACCAGAUAGAAACGAGAAUCCUGUCAUGCUUCUGUCAAACCUGUGCCAUCAAUCCAGCAGUUGGUGUCUGUGACAAUCGAGAGUAU
Molecule: messenger RNA, 2340 nt
Organism: Lineus longissimus
Lineage: Eukaryota; Metazoa; Nemertea; Pilidiophora; Heteronemertea; Lineidae
Exons: 1
Source: RefSeq, a predicted model, not a curated record